AAUAAAAAUCCCAACAACAAAACAUUAAAAACCCUUUCUCUCUUCCCACUUUCACAUCCAUAGCUAAACCCUUGAAGAAGAUUGUUUAGUGUGUUCUCGUCUCUUCGUUUAUUUCUUCUCCACCGAUCCAACAAUGCUACUCUCCGGUCAAUCUCCGACUCUGAUUCGUUAAUCUCCCUCCGUCUCUCUCGUCUGAUUCCUUCCGUAUCUCUCUCUGAUUUUGGCCAGAGCACGCUUGAUAAUCAAAAUUUCUCCGGGGUCUUUAUAUGACUGAGAUUUGAGAACAUUGUGUAGAAAAGUAAAGAAAUGUUAGAAACUAACGAGCAAAAGGGUUUUGAUUUAAACGUGUGUGCUUCAAUUGAAGAUUUCAGUGAGUCUGACAUUAAGGCUGAGGGUGAAACUGAUAGUUUGGUUGAUGGUAAUGUGGAGAAUGUGAUUGAGAUUAAGGAUAAGAAAAAAGUGAUUGAGCGUGAGAUUCUCAUUACGCGUAGGGUUCUUCGCUCAGGCUCUGUGGCAAGGGAUUUAGUAAACAGUGAUAAACAUUGUAAGGCUGUGAAAAGGAAAGGAAAUGUUGUUAGUGGUGGAAGUUCUGUUGAUGAGGUGAAAGAAGAAGUGAAACAGGAGUGUGUUAAGUCUUUGGUACCUGAGGAGAUUCGUGGAGAUGAUUUUCGAAGUGAAGUGAAAGUGGAAUCUAAGGAUGAUAGAUCAGAUGAUGGAAAAGAAGAGAAAGUUCAACGUAAAAGAGGAAGGCCUCGAAAGUUUGGGAUGAGCAGUCAAUCUGAUGAUAAUGGGUUAAUCUCAAAUUGUAAACUUCGGACAUCUUUAGGUAAGAAGAAAGAACUGGUAGGCGAUGAUAAUGUUGAGAAACUUGUUGGUGGAAGCUGCUUUAACAAGGAGAAAGCAGAAGUAAAACUUGAGCAUGGGGAAUAUGCUGAAGAUAAAGAGAUUCUUGGACUUGAUUUUAGGAGUCAGGUUAAGGUUGAAAUCAAGGAUGAUGAAUGUGGGAUUGUUGAGCUACAUGAUGAAGAGUUGCAAGUUAAACGUAAACGGGGAAGGCCUAGAAAGGUGCAGAUCAGCAGUCAAUCUGAUGAGAGUCGCCCUAACACAAACUGUAAACUUGCGAGAACUCCAGAACUAAGUAGCCAGUCGAGUGUUGACAGAAUUAGUUUGAGUCGUCUGCGUGGUAGACCCCCAAAGACCAAGGAGACCUCGGUUAGCCUUUACAUUGAAAAAGGACCUGAGUCUAAUGGAAGGAGGAUGGUACGUAAGCGUGGAAGACCUCCAACACCACAGAAAAAGAGGAAAUCGGGGAUGACAGAUGAAUCAGAUUGGAAAGCAAAGAAGAGACUGAAACUUUGUGAGAGUCCGUUAGAGUCACGGCACAACAAUCCUUUAAUUGAUGACGAAAGGAUGAUUGGCGAACAACGGAGUAAGCAAACUGAAGCUGGAGGACAUUCGAGAUCAAAGUCUAAGAAAAUGCUGAGUGACAGAAUACUGCAGUUACUUCUAACUGCUGGUUGGACUGUUGAAUAUAGGCCUCGAAAUGGGAGAGCUUAUCAAGAUGCUGUGUAUCUUAAUCCAGAGGGAAAGACUCACUGGUCAGUGACUAAGGCUUAUCAAGUUUAUAAAAAACAAUUGGAAAGCAACCCGAAUGAUCAAAAGAACUCUACCACUGGUUCUGGUUUUGGCUUGCUACCAGAAGAAGACCUUCAUCUAUUAGAGAGAACAAUUCAGAAAAAAAGGAGCGAUACAGGUAAGCAAAGGUCAAAAUUGAAGGACAGAGAUACUAAUGACAUCUUGGUUUCAACAAAGGGAACAGGAAAAAUAAAGAGGGAAGAAAAACAUAGUAGAAAGCGUUGUACUCCGUCAGCUCGUAGUUCUUUGAAAGAUGUGGAUUCCAAGGAGGAUGGGUACAUAUUAUUUGAAGGGAAACGCACCAUGCUGGGUUGGAUGAUUGAUUCAACCAUUGUGCCACUUAACGGAAAAGUUCAGUGCAUGGACUGCAAGAAGACAGACAUACUUCUAGAAGGAAUUAUCACAAAAGAGGGUAUUCGAUGCAACUGCUGUGAUGAAGUGUUCUCUGUUCUCGAUUUCGAGGUUCAUGCUGGCGGGAAUCGCAACCAGCCAUUCAAAAGUCUGUAUUUAGAGGGUGGGAAUUCUCUCUUGCAGUGCCUCCAUGAGUCUAUGAAUAAACAAAGUGAAUCACAACUUAAAGGGUACCAUUUUGUGGACUUUGGUUCGGGGGAUCCAAAUGAUGACACAUGUGGUAUUUGUGGGGAUGGGGGAGAUCUUAUCUGCUGUGAUGGGUGCCCAUCAACAUUCCAUCAGAGCUGCUUGGACAUAAAAAAAUUCCCUUCUGGUGCCUGGUAUUGUUACAACUGCUCAUGCAAAUUUUGCGAGAAAGAUGAGGCUGCUAAACAUGAGACUUCAACUCUACCCUCCUUAUCGAGUUGCCGCCUAUGUGAAGAGAAAUAUCACCAAGCAUGCAUCAACCAAGAUGGCACGGUGCCUGGUGAAAGGAGUACUGAUUCAUUUUGUGGAAAGUAUUGUCAAGAGUUAUUCGAGGAACUUCAGUUAUUCAUUGGAGUAAAACACCCACUGCCUGAGGGAUUUUCAUGGUCAUUCCUUCGCCGCUUUGAGCUCCCUAGUGAGGUUGCCGAUUGUGACAUAUCUGAGAAGAUUGCAUAUAAUGCCAAAAUGGCUGUUGCAUUUUCUGUUAUGGAUGAGUGCUUUUCACCUUUGGUUGAUCACAGGAGUGGAGUCAACCUGCUUCAAAACAUUGUUUAUAAUUUUGGGUCGAACUUCCAUCGGCUAGAUUUCAGCAGUUUUCUCACUGCUGUUUUGGAGAGGGGUGAUGAAAUCAUUGCUGUGGCGUCUAUUAGGAUACACGGCAAUCAACUGGCAGAAAUGCCGUUUAUCGGAACCCGCUAUAUGUACAGGCGUCAAGGGAUGUGUCGUCGACUAAUGGAUGGCAUUGAAUCUGUAGGCCCUCCUCCACUUCUUGUCAUAUCCUAAAUUCCUUUUUCUGUUAGUUUGGUGGUUAUUUACAUUAAAGUUCGUCGCUUAUUUCUCUCAAAUGUUUCUUGCUAUAUCUGAAGUUUUAUUAGAUGUCUGGCAAUUCUGCUGCUAUCCUGCUUGUUUUGGCGACGGGCCAUUCUGCUUUUUCUCAGGUUCUUUCAGGCAUUAAGAAAGAAAUAUGGAAAUAGCUUUGCAUUUCCAUGUCUGAUAUAUGCUAAAUGACAAAAUGAUUGCUAGAUCACACUGAACUAAAAACAUGGAUUUGUGUAGUCAUUUGAUUUCAAAUAUGUAUAAGUGACUUUAUAGGAUAGUUGAUGCGAACUAGUCAAGCUUCUUAGUAUGCCAUAUGUCUUGAUCUGCUGUGUACUAUCUCAGUCUUCUGUUUUGUUUAGUUUAGACUUCAUUCUGUGUACGAUUUCUGAAGAUCCAUAUUACAAAUGUGCUUUAUCAUCAGGCGCUUGGUUCUCUCAAAGUAGACAAGUUAGUCAUACCAGCAGUGCCAGAACUGAUUGAUACAUGGACUUCAGGCUUUGGCUUCGCACCUGUCAAUGAUUCUGAGAAAAAAACAAUUAAGAAUCUGAACUUGUUGGUGUUCCCUGGCGUAGACAUGUUGGGGAAAUCAUUGGUGAAGGAGAAGAUCACUGACUCAGUUGUUUCAUCUCCCAAUGGUUUAGUGCUGUUGGCACCUGAGAUGACUUUGCCUGUAGAUGUCGAGGAAAAUAAACCUGAGGAGUCUAAAGACAGUGCACACGAGCGAAAUUGUGCAACUGCUGGUGUUGAAUCCCCUUCUAACCCAGUUGAUAGCUGCUUGAAGUUAACUUAUGUAGAAGAGGGGGAUAAUGACAGAGAAUCCAAUCUCAAGUUACUUGACGGGUCCGUGGAAGAGAAAGAAGACACUAAGAAAUUGACAGAUAUAGACAUCAAUUCUCUUCCUGAUGAAGUUGAUGAUUCCCAUGCGGAUCAAAGUGAUACAAAAGAGCAGGAAAUUGAUGAUAAAGAAGAUAAGACACCGUUAUCUGAUGAUGGCUGUGAAGGUAAAGCUGAGGGUACCAAGGAGUCAAAUCAACAACCGGAUAGUAACAAAGUAGAUAACUCUCAGCCACUUGGUAAUGGUGGUACAGGGGAAGAGCUUGGCAACAGAACCUUAGCGCUAAAGAGAGAAGUGACUCCCACAUUGCGAGCAUCGCCCCGACUGAUUCAAAGAUCGUGGAGAACAUCACGGGUGAACCAGAAGUUCACAGGUACUACUAACGCCGUACUGCUUGACUCUCCACACCGGUGUGUCUGAGGCUCAUUGCAUAGACAGAGCUUUUGUGGUUUUGUGCAUAUGACCAGUCUAACACAUUUUGUCUAAAGAUGGAGCAGCCCUUUGCUAUUUCGGGGUGACAACCGGAAAGGCGCAGUUGAAAGAAAAAGUAGUUAGAAUUCUAAUUUCAGUACUUUAGUAAUUUCAUUAGUAACACAUCGAGCCAGAGGUCAGAAACCUUGCAGUGGCUCAAUGCUUAUUAGACUUAAUUGUGUAGUAAACAAUUUCUUUCAGCUGUAUUUGAGCUGCUUCAUAAUAUCAUCUAAUGUUAAAACAUCUUCUGGCUUAAUAUUCAAUU
Messenger RNA from Arabidopsis thaliana (thale cress), 4622 nucleotides. Its product is annotated as Acyl-CoA N-acyltransferase with RING/FYVE/PHD-type zinc finger protein. The record is from RefSeq and is marked reviewed. The transcript has 8 exons. The coding region runs from base 307 to 3015 and encodes 902 amino acids. Lineage: Eukaryota; Viridiplantae; Streptophyta; Magnoliopsida; Brassicales; Brassicaceae.